UGGUCGUGUGGGAGGGUGAUUCAUCUCAAUGCAAAAGAGGGUUGGAUAAACCAUUAUUCCGAAUUCCUAUAAAUGCGGAUUCUUUGAGGGUUUUGCACUUUUUCACAGCUUACUAAUCUAUUUAACAAUGGCAGCCAAGUUGAAGAUCGACAUUAUUAGCGACACAAUCUGCCCUUGGUGCUUUAUUGGCAAACGCAGACUGGAGAAAGCUAUUGAACAGUUCCAGUCUACGAAUCCCAACGUGUCGUUUGACAUUGAGUGGCACCCAUUCCAACUGUCGCCAACAAUGUCGAAAAAUAACCCAAAGUCUAAAAUGGAACACUAUCGCCGCAAGUUUGGCGAGCAACGCGCUGCAGAGAUGGUUCCUUAUAUGCAAAGCGUUGGCGCGCCUGAGGGUAUCAAGUUCUCGUAUGGAGGUGUUAUGGCCAACACAUUGGACUCUCACAGACUCAUCUAUUGGUCCAAACAGUUUGGCAAGCAGAGCGAGCUGGUCGAAGAACUGUUCAAGGACUACUUUGAACGCGAACGCAAUAUUGGUGAUAAUCACGUAUUGGCAGCAGCUGCCGGCCGCGUCGGUCUCGAUAGCGAACAGGCUUUAAACUAUCUCGACUCGGAUGCUGAUGUCGAUUUGGUGAGAGCAACUGCCGAGCGAAACAAGACCGAAAGCAUUAGUGGUGUGCCCAAUUACACCAUUCAACACAGAUUCGGUUUCCCGGGUGCUCAAGAACCGGGAACGUUUACUCAUUUCUUUGAAAAAGCUUUGAGAGAGCUAAAGGAAACCCCUUCGACGCUUUGAGCAGACUUGUUCGAUCAGUUUAAAUAUAGCAAAAA
This is a messenger RNA of Zychaea mexicana, 831 nucleotides long. RefSeq names its product thioredoxin-like protein. Gene Ontology annotation, molecular function: oxidoreductase activity. The record is from RefSeq and is a predicted model, not a curated record. Bases 128 to 796 code for a protein of 222 amino acids. The transcript has 5 exons. NCBI's taxonomy places the organism in Eukaryota, Fungi, Mucoromycota, Mucoromycetes, Mucorales, Lichtheimiaceae.